Molecule: messenger RNA, 630 nt
Organism: Prunus armeniaca (apricot)
Lineage: Eukaryota; Viridiplantae; Streptophyta; Magnoliopsida; Rosales; Rosaceae
Source: the annotation of a GenBank genome assembly
AUGAAGCAGGCGGCAGUCCAUGCGAAGGCCGAAUACUUCAAUUCUAAACCCGGGCAUUCGGCUCGGAAGGAGGAGUCGGCAACCAAAAGUUAUCCGGGUCGGACCGACGACUCGUCGGCAGGACACAAACGGAAGGACGACCGUGACAGACGUCACGGAAACUCAAAGAAAGGUCGUAGCGACCACUGGGCGCCCCUACCGAAUCACGACCGUGCUCAGGAAGUCUUCACCCUGCUGAACACAACCUACGAGACCGUUCUAAUGAACGAACACGACCAGAUCCCAAAGCCAACCAACCGAAAGCCCGGUCGGCAGGAUAAUCGGGACACUGGCAAAUUCUGCCGAUACCACCAGCAGAACAGCCACAAUACCGAAGACUGCAUUAGUCUGAGAAAAAUUGUCGAGCGUUUGAUUCGGGAAGGAAAGUUGGAUCAGUACCUCGCGAGGCCACCGCAGGCCCCGGCACCGAAUGCGAAUCGGCAGAUCAACAUGAUCAACACGAUCAGCGGCGGCCCCACUCUGGCAGGACCAUCUAACCGUUCGAUGAAGCAGUAUGUGCGUGCCGCCCACUGCCCUCAGGUCUUCGGCAUAGAGGACGAUCGGUGCCGAAAGUUGCCGAAGGUGGGAUGA